AUGGAUGAGAAAUACGACGUGGUUGUCCUUGGGACUGGUCUGAAGGAAUGUAUUCUAAGCGGGCUUAUGUCAGUAGAGGGAAGAAAGGUUCUACAUAUGGAUAGAAACAAGUACUAUGGUGGUGCCAGUACAUCGCUGUCUCCCCUGUCGGAAUUAUUCGACAAGUUUAAACUAAAGGCGAAAGAUAUUGAAAAAUAUGGUCGGGGAAGGGACUGGAACGUGGAUCUGAUCCCCAAGUUUCUUAUGGCCAAUGGUAAAUUGGUUGCAUUGCUCGUACACACUGGGGUCACGCGCUACUUGGAAUUCAAGAGCAUCGAUGGUAGCUAUGUGUUUCACAAAGGAAAGAUCCACAAAGUCCCAAGCAAUGAGACGGAGGCUAUCUCAACCAGUUUGCUCAGUUUCUUCGAAAAACGAAGGCUCGCGAGUAUGCUCAAAUGGGUUGUGAACGUUAACGAGUCUGAUCCGUCUUCUUACAACAGUGUGUAUUCCGGUUCCUUAAACAUCCACCGAGACAAUAUACAGCAUACUUUCACGAAGUUUGGUGUGGGUGACAGCACCCAGAACUUCGUCGGUCAUGCGCUAUGCCUCUACGCCGAUGAUUCUUACAAAACUCAGGUACCAGCCCUAGAGGUCAUUAAACGAAUGCAACUGUACGACCAGUCAGUUGCACGAUUCGGAAAGUCGCCUUACGUUUACCCUCUCUAUGGUUUGGGGGAGUUACCUCAAGCGUUCGCCCGUCUCAGCGCAGUUUACGGAGGUACAUACAUGCUGGACAAGCAAGUCGAGAACAUAGUUUACGAGAAUGGGAAAGUUGUCGGUGUCAAAGCCGAAGGCGAAAUUGCUCAAUGUGACGCAGUCAUAUGUGACCCUAGCUAUGCACCGGAUCGGGUAAAGAAAGUAGGCCAGGUGGUCCGGGCUAUUUGCAUACUUACGCAUCCAGUCCAAAAUCACAAGGACGUCUCUUCAAUGCAAAUUAUCAUUCCCCAGAGCGAAGUCGGUCGGCGAAACGAUAUUUACGUUUGUUGUGUGUCCAGUACGCAUAAUGUAUGCCCGAAAAACUUCUACAUCGCUCUGGUCGCAACCACGGUGGAGACUUCAAUGCCGGAACAGGAGCUUCAGCCAGGUCUGCGGUUACUAGAUCCAAUCGAACAAAUUUUCUAUUCGGUGGAUGAUCUUUUCGAACGUGUGGAUGAUGGGUCCACUAGUCGGGUAUUCAUCUCGAACAGCUAUGAUGCUUCAACCCACUUCGAAAGUACGUGCGAAGAUGUGCUGGCUCUUUAUCAAAAGAUAACUGGCCAUCCGUUUGAUUUCUCUAAGGUUACGAAGCGUCUGAAUGAAGAUGAUGAUAGUUGAGAAUCCUCAUCCGGAAGCUGGUUUCCAACCGGCCAAUCUCGGUGUCCGUCGUAUACUCCGCUGUGGCCCGCCUAUUCGGCCACAAUCCACAGACAUUCUACUUCUUUUAUGGGUGAUUUGUUCUGUGUAGCGAUAUUGUCCCGCCCGUGUUAACCUUUCUCCCGGAAGUUGGUCUAUAUCCAGUAGUUCGAUUAACUUCUUGCUGUUGUCUGACAUGUGCGUAACUGCAUUUCCACUGCACGAAUGUCCAACCUGCGCUAUUUUCGUGUUCUGUGACUUCCAAAACCUUUCGGUCGGAUGCCGUCCAUUUUUUGCCGUAAGUACAGCUUGGUUUAUUCCUGUUGUACCGGACGAUCUAACAAACAAACAACCAGCUGAUUCGUGAUUUCAUUUGUUUUUCUAAUCUUAUUACUCAUACUGUCCUUGCUAUGUUGCAUCAUUCCAAAUGGAACUGUUAUCCACA
Messenger RNA from Opisthorchis viverrini, 1816 nucleotides. RefSeq lists its product as hypothetical. NCBI's taxonomy places the organism in Eukaryota, Metazoa, Platyhelminthes, Trematoda, Opisthorchiida, Opisthorchiidae. Bases 1 to 1353 code for a protein of 450 amino acids. Gene Ontology annotation, cellular component: cytoplasm. Gene Ontology annotation, molecular function: Rab GDP-dissociation inhibitor activity. Gene Ontology annotation, biological process: vesicle-mediated transport; small GTPase-mediated signal transduction; protein transport. The record is from RefSeq and is a predicted model, not a curated record. The transcript has 8 exons.